Molecule: messenger RNA, 2561 nt
Organism: Mizuhopecten yessoensis (Yesso scallop)
Lineage: Eukaryota; Metazoa; Mollusca; Bivalvia; Pectinida; Pectinidae
Product: polycomb protein SUZ12-like
Exons: 15
Coding region: 92-1945 (617 amino acids)
Cellular component (GO): nucleus; ESC/E(Z) complex
Molecular function (GO): chromatin DNA binding
Source: RefSeq, a predicted model, not a curated record
UCUCGUCCGCCUCGAUCUCACGAUGCUUUGUGUAUGAUCUGUUCCCGCGAAAGGCGACCGAUCGUCGACUGGGGAAGGGAUUUCGGUCAAAAUGAAAAACAGGAAACGUCAGAAGGAUAACAGUGGUGUUCAGGAGUCGCAGAAUGAGUCGGCAGAGGCUGAUCGGGAGCUUUUCUUACAGGCAUUUGAAAAACCUACACAAAUAUACAGAUAUCUACGCACAAGAAAUAUAGCUUCACCAAUAUUCCUGCAUCGCACACUGACUUACAUGAAACAAAGAAGAACAGCCAGAACUAAGAAAAGAAAACAUUUCAAAAUUGACACGAUGCUUAGCUCACUAGAAGACAAAACCAGAAGGACUUCAGAAACAGAUAAUUACAAGUCACAAUUUAUGAACCUGAACUUUAGUGCUUUCAAUAUUGAUGAAGAUUAUGAUAGAGACGCCGUGGAUGUAGAAGUGACACUUCUGAAAAUCUGCCACAAAAAACGAAAGGACGCCUCGUCACCGGUGAUGAAGACUAGUCUAGGAAAGGUCCAGGUGUCUGUUAAUCCGACCAAUGUAAACGGCAUUCCCAGCCGACCGGUGGCCACAGUCUCCGUGCCAAAGGACCAUUUUGUCCAACACAACGGCCACUCGGUCAAGUCCUUCGCCUUACUGCUCAGUGUGACCUGUCCUGUCACUCCUGAACACACAAAUGGCAUGUGCAAUGGCGACUCCAGUGAUCACGAAGAACCGGUGAAUAAGAAGAGAAAGAACGGUCAGUCUUACAACACCUCCAUCGUCUAUGGGUCAGAACUUGUGAUAUACGACAGAAAGAAGAGGUGCCAGCUAAGUGACGGGGACUACGAAAUCGUUAUCAAAGAUCUUCAAGCGAAAGUCCUUCCGAAGAAACAAGCGUCCUGGGAAACCAUAAUGGAUGGCAAGGCUGUCGGUGCCUUUGAGGUAUUUAAUACCUAUCCCACGCUGCGUUUCACCAUCAGCUGGACAGACACUGCUCAGGAUCUCCACGAUAACUCAGGCAUGCUGGACGCUCACCAGGAAUUCCUCAGCAACAAUCAAUAUUCCAACCAUAUAAUGUCCAAUUGUAACUCAGGGAUGAAAACCUCUCCAAAAGAUGCCUAUCAAACAACGCCAAAGAAGCGCACACGUAUGUUUUAUCAAUUUUUAUAUAACAACAAUUCUAGGCAGCAAACCGAAGCCAAGGACGACCUUCACUGUCCGUGGUGUUCGCUCAACUGUAUGCAGCUGUACAACCUCUUCAAACAUCUACGCCUCUGUCACGCACGGUUUAACUUUAUAUAUGUGCCUCAUCCAAAAGGUGCUAUGGUGGAUGUGUCGAUUAACGAGCGCUACGAUGGAGCGUACGCUGGCAGUCCUCAGGAUCUACAUAGUCACAUAGGUUACGCCUUUAGUCGGAACGGACCUGUACGACGUACGCCAGUCACACACGUCAUUGUUUACAGACCAAAUCGACCAGAGGAAAGUUUGACGGAAUUCAUGGACCACGAAAAUGACAUUCAUCAAACGAAUAGGCAGCUUGUUCAGGGACACAAUAGAUUAUACUAUCAAACUGGGACACGCCUACCUAUCACACCACAGGAGAUCAAUGUAGAAACUGAGGAGGAAAGUGAUCCGUUGUGGCUCCGACAAAAAACAGUCCAGAUGAUAGAUGAGUUCACAGAUGUCAAUGAAGGUGAAAAAGAACUGAUGAAACUUUGGAAUCUGCAUAUAAUGAAACACGACUACAUCGCUGACUGUCAGAUACCCCAGGCCUGUGACACAUUCAUUGAGGAACAUGGACAGGAUAUCGUGACCAGGUUUUUGUGCAGAAACCUCCUCCUACAUGUGAUAAACCUGUUUGACUUCAGUCUAAUCCGACCCGAAAAUGUGCAGCGGACUGUGGCAGCAUUAGAGAUUAUCCGAGAUGAAAUGGCGUGUGAAUAAGACAUUUCGCAAUCACGUAACAUCUUAUCUUCAAAACAGAUUUAUUAUGUGAAACUUUUAAAAAAAACACAUUGGAUAGUAGUAUAGAUGAGAGAUAAUAUCACUGUAUCUCUAAAGGUUUAUAUGUGGUAAGAUUUUAUUUCCAGGUUAAUGUAUUCCAACUUCUGGAAGUUUGUCUUGUUAGUUUGAUAUACAGAUCGAUUUCUUUCCAUGUAACAUAUUUCGACCUCUUAGUAAGUUGCCAUCAGUUACUUACGACAACUCUGACAGGUAUGAAUUCUUCUUUGUUCAACGAACAAGUCAUGUGAUGUUGUUCCUUGUCCAUGCUACUGUCCAUUUCGCCCCCAUUCUGGCAGAGGACUGAUACAAAAUGCCUGUCAUCUGGUGUUUUGCAGGCACAUCGUACAUGGCUAUUUGAUAUUUGUACUGUAUCUGUUGUAUCAGUUUGGAUAUUUGUGCAUAUUUGUAACAAAUAUCCAUCGAGGUCUUCGCGACAAAAGAAUUGGGUAUCAAUGUGAAACUGCUCCAAUCUGGGUGCAAAGCAUGGAUUCACGGAGGUGUAACAUGUCCGUAGAGUUGUCCGUUAGGUUCAGAUCUGCGGUAGAAGUAAAAAAAA